UGGUGAGGUGGACUCACAACUCGUUGAUUCGAGCUGUGUGUGUGAGUGGUGUUGCCGCGGUUGUGCUGGUUCGCGCUCUUCUUGCAAGAGUGUGUUGCUUGCCUGCCUGAGAAACAAGCCCCUGUUUGUUUCUCUCUUUUGACUUUUUUGGGAGUUGGCAGCGCUUUGACUUGCCUUGCCCCGACACCAUGGACACGGCCGUGCCUCGCUGCUGCAAGUUCAGCGAUGAUGGUCGCCGAUUCGCCAUCCUGCUCAGUGAUGGCCACCUUCGCGUUUGGGACGUUACCAACAAUGACGUUAUCAUUGAGCGAAAGGCCAAUCUGAGCGAUCCAGUUUGUGCCCUGGCUUGGGAACACGGUGCCGUCGACCAGUCCAAGAAGCGCAAAAAGCGCAAGGCCCAAACAGAUCGCCUGUUUCUCGGCACUUCCAGUGGCAAGGCCAUCAUCUUCUCGGUUGCCACGGGCGAAGAACAAAUUCUCAACAAACCCCACCGCAGCGCUAUCACAGAAGCCAUCUGGACCUCGGACAACAGCUACAUCUUGACUGCCUCGCGUGACAAGACCGUCUGCCGCCGCUCUACCACUGAGGACCGUGCCGACUUUUUCAAUGCCGACAAGCGUGCCGUCACGUCCUUGAGCUUUGGCCCGACUCUGGAUGUCGAUGGCACAAGCGUCGACACGCUCAUCACUGCCGGCAAUCAAAUUCGCCUUUGGCGCCUUGACACACUCCAGGAGGUCGAGAAAUAUCCUGGUCACGAUGCCAGCGUCACCUCCCUCGCCCUUCUGCCUGUCCCGGACCUGAAGUUUUGCUCGCUGGCCCGUCAACAACAUGCAGACACCAGCAUCAACGUUUGGCACGCUGCCCCCGGUCAAAAGAAGAACAAACAUCCCUUUGCCACUUGCCACUUGAGCCAGAGCCCGAUGAGCAUGUCGACCACUGCCUCGCCGAAAGAAGCGACGGCUCAUGAGAGCUGCCGUAUUGCUGCCAUCGACGUCCGUGGUACCAUUUCCGUCUUUACCAUUGACACCUCCAAGGACGCUUACACUGAACCCAUUCAUCCCGCCUGCACCAUCGCCAUGACUACCGGUGAGUCGCGAAUCUCUCACGUCUGUUUGUCCAUCUCUGAUGCAAGUGGGCAUGGUCUUUGCGCCUCGAUGACCUUGACGCGUGCGGCCCCCGUGCUCUUGACCAUGGCCAAGUCUGCCAACGCCCCUACAUCUGCCAACCAGUCGAAUCCCGUCGACGCCAACCUGAAUAUUCUCGGUGCCGCCGACGCCCUGAAGAGCAAGCGCGCGUCGAGCAAAACAGCUGGCGAUGCAACACUGGGUCAACAGAUUGCAGAUGCCCUUCACCAAUCGGAAUCCUACGAUGGAUACACCCGUAGUGGUCAGCCACGCUCUGGCACCCUCUCUCAAAUGCUGGCGCAAGCCUUGCACUCGGACGAUCAAGCGUUGCUGGAAGAGUGCCUGGCCGUCAACAAGGAGAAAAUUGUGUCCGCCUCGGUGGGCCGUCUGCCACAGGAGCAUGUCUUGAGCUUUUUCAAGAUUGUCCUGGCUAAGCUGCAGGCCAAACCCAGUCGUGGCACGGCCUUGCUGAUCUGGAUUCGGGCCGUGUUGGUGACCCACUUUGCGUACCUGGCCUCCCAACCCGACCUCUCGUCUGUGCUGGGUCCCCUAUACAGUCUGAUUGAAGCAAGAGCUGCCUCCAUGAACCCUCUCCUCAAGCUGCAAGGCCGUCUUGACCUCAUGCUGGAGCAAACGCGCCGCGCGCAAGCCCGUGAGGAAGAGGAAGAGGAGGUCAUGGUUGAAUUUACGCCUGGAAGCGUGUAUUACGACCAGAACGAGGAUGAUGAUGAUGACGAGGAUGAGGACGUGGCCGGUGCUGGUGGUGCCACCACGGGUGAUGAUGACAUGCUCAUGGACGACGAGGCCGAUGACGAUGAGAUGUGGGACGAGGAGCGCGAGGACCUCUUCCAAGACAACCUCCGUGCCGCUGAUUUUGAGGAUGAAGGCGCUGGCGCUGGCAGCGAUGACGAGGACGAGGAUAAUGAUGAUGACGAUGAUGAUGAGGGCGACGAUGACGAUGAGGAGGAUGAUGAAUGAGGCAGCGCCUAUUCUCUGCCUACUCGGCUUUUCUUUUCCAUUCUUUAAGCAAAUUGACCCUCGAUAAUAUU
Messenger RNA from Monosiga brevicollis MX1, 2173 nucleotides. RefSeq lists its product as uncharacterized. Lineage: Eukaryota; Choanoflagellata; Craspedida; Salpingoecidae. Gene Ontology annotation, molecular function: protein binding. Gene Ontology annotation, biological process: maturation of SSU-rRNA from tricistronic rRNA transcript (SSU-rRNA, 5.8S rRNA, LSU-rRNA). Gene Ontology annotation, cellular component: nucleolus. The transcript is spliced from 8 exons. The coding region runs from base 189 to 2102 and encodes 637 amino acids. The record is from RefSeq and is a predicted model, not a curated record.